Messenger RNA from Bacidia gigantensis, 1260 nucleotides. RefSeq lists its product as uncharacterized. Bases 1 to 1260 code for a protein of 419 amino acids. Gene Ontology annotation, cellular component: nucleus. Lineage: Eukaryota; Fungi; Ascomycota; Lecanoromycetes; Lecanorales; Ramalinaceae. The transcript is spliced from 2 exons. The record is from RefSeq and is a predicted model, not a curated record.
AUGCGUUCGCCAGUGUCGCCUUUUGACGACCCGGCGAAGCACUCGUUCGAAUCUCGGAGAAACUGUGCUUACCCUACGCCGCACCCUGAGCCUUCGUCUAUGGCAGAGUCUGCGCGCGGCUUAGGUAUAUACGACUGCUCAAUGCCACAUCAGCAGAGCUCUGUUCAAGCACUUCCACCCUCUCCCCAGCAAUCUGAAAGCUGGUCACACUCAUCAAUGGUCGAACAAGAUCCUUAUCUCCAGACAACGCAACCUCCCAACAUCUUGACCGCCGCUUAUGAUCCUUUCUCUGAGUAUCCUAGCAACAGCCACAUGAUCUCGGCAGCCUCAGAGGAAGCACCAGGCCUAGUCUACUGCCCAACUCCACCAAGCACGAACAUGCCUUCGCAUCGUUCUUCGGUGUCAUCGUCCUGUUCACCACCACACCAACAUGCCGAGUACUACGGUUCCCGGGUCAAGGCCGAAGAAUCAGCCUGGUACCCAUCGCCCGACAACGAUCAAGUCUUGCAGCGCUCCUUGCCCACACAGAGCUUCUCGCCGUAUUCCAAUGGCGUCACCGCCAUCCACGGCUCCACGGAGGAUCUCUAUAAGAGUCCCACCGGCGACUGGGCUAAAGUCGCUUCUGCGCCGUACCCUAUGGAACUUCAUACCGAGAACCUGAUGAGCGAUGAGAUCCGUCCACGCUUCGACAGCGCUCCGGUUCUGCCAAGCGUAAACCGCAUCAAGAAGAAGCGCCAAAGGACCACACCCGAAGAAGCCACCCAUGAGUGCCGAGUCUGCGGAAAGCUCUUCAAGCGGAGUUACAACUGGAAGUCGCACAUGGAAACCCACAACCCAGAUCGCAAGUACCCACACCCGUGCACAGCGGACGUGAACGGUCAACGUUGCUCGAAGAAAUUUCAAAGGAAAACCGAUCUCGACAGGCACUACGACAGCGUACACCUCAAAGCCAAGAAUCACUGCUGCAAUCUCUGUGGCAACCGCUUUGCCCGAAGAGACACACUUCGAAGACACACCGAAGACGGUUGCCCCAAAAGAUUUGAGGUUGGGCUUCGCGAGUCCGCCCCACCCGUGACACGCUGGCCAGUGCCAAAUUACCCACGAGAGCGUACCUACAGUCUCAACGGCAACGGCAUGCUGCCACCCAUGCCCCAUCCAGCAUCAGCGCAUGCCCCUCAACCAUCAUUUUUCCAUCGCCAGCCCGACUUCGUCAGCAGUCCACUGCAGACGACUACAACCCACUCAAUCUUUGCGCAAUGA